GAAAUUGCAAUUCCCAUCAGUCAGAUGAACAGAGUUAAUAAUAGCACACCGAACGGGGCAGGAGCACAUCUAAUCCUCGCACGAUGCUUGCGCUCUCACUUCUCUCUCGUGAACAGUAAAUUGAGAGGUCUUUGAAAGACGAUUCCAUGCUCUUGCUUCUGUUUUCGUUUACUAUCACGCUCGUGCAUUGUGUGACUUUAGGUUCAUACCUACUUAUUCUUCUACUCCCAGAAUUUACCCUGACUCUGUAUUUAAAGCACCCAUAGAAAGUAAAAACAGAGAGGAGAAAAAGGAAAGGGAAAACAAUUUUUAUUUUAAUUUUUUUGAAAAGAAGGGAAAACAACUUUAAAAACAGAGUUCUGUGAAACAAGCUUGGAUCUCCCAGGGAGAGAGAGAGAGAGAGAGAGAGAGAGAGAGAGAUACUACUUGAGACUUGAGAGAAACAGAGGAGGAUCAGAGAGAGAGAGAGAGAGAGCGCCUUUUUUCCCUGCAAAAGUAGGUGCUAGCAUAAACUGAUUGAGGAGGUCCUUUUCGAGAACUGAUCCCAUCUGCGAGAGAGGCUUUUCGGUCUGCAUAGUGUCUGAAACAAGCAAACUUGCUCUUAGGGCACUUUUAUGGCAAACCUUUGAAGCUUUCCGUUUUCCCAUAUAAAGCCUGUAGGUUCCUCGGUUUGUGAAUUCCCAUAAUUUCCAUUACUGUAUCUCAUUUACUCAACCAAACAGAAAACCUCAUUAAGGCUUCUUCAAGAGAGAGAGAGAGAGAGAGAGAGAGAGAGAGAUUAUUGGUACGGGUUCUACUAUUUCCCCACAAGAGUACUGAAGGUUUCUUUCUUGGUUUACUAAAACUCCCAUUAUUUCCAUGGACAAAAUAACAUCUACAGCUGGAGAAAGAUUUUGAGGGAGAGAGAGAUUUUGCAAUAAUAAUUGUACAUUUAUUAUUGCUUGAGGUUAAAUAUGCAUUAAACCCCUGCUUCUAGCCCUAUUGCCAGUCAACUGUAUCAAGAAAAAAGAUAUCUGGAGAAGUGAAGAAGCAAUGGUGCCCCAGAAACAAGGUGAAUCUGCAAUAGUCUCGUUGGGAGCGAAUGAGACUGAACCAGAUGAGCAGAGAGGAGAAGAAAGGGUAGAUCAGUCAAUGUCUAGCUUCAAAAGCAUUCUUUGGCAUGGUGGGUCUGUUUAUGAUGCCUGGUUCAGCUGUGCAUCAAACCAGGUAGCACAAGUUCUGCUCACAUUGCCCUACUCCUUCUCCCAACUGGGUAUGCUCUCAGGGGUCCUUUUCCAAGUUUUCUAUGGCCUCAUGGGAAGCUGGACUGCUUAUCUCAUCAGUGUUCUUUACGUCGAGUACCGUACCCGAAAGGAGAGAGAGAAUUUCAGCUUCAAAAACCAUGUCAUACAGUGGUUUGAAGUUCUAGAUGGGUUGUUGGGUCCAUACUGGAAAGCCGUGGGAUUAGCCUUCAACUGCACUUUCCUUCUCUUCGGGUCUGUCAUACAGCUCAUUGCUUGUGCAAGUAACAUAUACUACAUAAAUGACAAACUGGACAAGAGGACAUGGACGUACAUAUUCGGGGCUUGCUGCGCUACAACCGUGUUCAUACCUUCGUUUCACAACUACAGGAUUUGGUCUUUCCUGGGUCUCGGCAUGACCACCUACACUGCCUGGUACCUAACCAUCGCAUCCUUCAUUCACGGUCAGGUCGAAGGAGUGACUCAUUCCGGGCCAACGAAACUGGUGCUCUAUUUCACAGGGGCCACCAAUAUACUCUACACUUUCGGCGGGCAUGCCGUCACUGUGGAAAUCAUGCAUGCAAUGUGGAAGCCCCAGAAAUUCAAGUACAUAUAUCUGUUUGCCACAUUCUACGUAUUCACCUUGACGAUUCCGUCGGCUUCCGCGGUGUAUUGGGCAUUUGGUGACCAGCUCCUCAACCAUUCCAAUGCUUUUUCUCUCCUUCCACGGACCGGCUUCCGCGAUGCCGCCGUCAUCCUAAUGCUUAUUCACCAGUUUAUUACAUUUGGAUUUGCUUGCACACCACUCUACUUUGUGUGGGAGAAAGUGGUUGGGGUACAUGACACAAAGAGCAUAUGUUUAAGGGCACUCGUACGGCUACCGGUGGUGAUACCAAUAUGGUUCCUGGCCAUCAUUUUCCCCUUCUUUGGGCCUAUUAACUCUGCCGUGGGGGCACUUCUAGUCAGCUUCACCGUCUACAUCAUCCCCGCUCUCGCUCAUAUGCUCACUUACAGAACGGCCUCGGCUAGACGGAAUGCAGCAGAGAAACCGCCGUUCUUCCUCCCGAGCUGGACCGCAAUGUACAUGGUGAACGCAUUUGUUGCGGUGUGGGUAUUUGUCGUUGGAUUCGGAUUCGGAGGGUGGGCCAGCAUGACGAACUUCAUCAAACAAGUUGACACCUUCGGGCUCUUUGCCAAAUGCUAUCAGUGCAAACCACCAACGCCAGCACAUCACUGAGUUUUGGGCUUAAACGCGCCAUUGUAACGCACUCUCUCUUGUAUGGUAGGUCUCGGGAGGCACGUAUAUCAUUGCCUCCCCUUGUACGUGGUGUGCUGUAAUUUUUGUGUGUCGCCUAUACGAAUUCAUAGAUGUAUCAAGCGGAUGAUGAUGAACGUGAUUAUUCGUUAGAAAGUGAUGUUGUGGAUUCAAUUUGCAGUAAUAUAGUUGAACAUAAAUUGUGU
This is a messenger RNA of Rhododendron vialii, 2681 nucleotides long. RefSeq names its product auxin transporter-like protein 4. NCBI's taxonomy places the organism in Eukaryota, Viridiplantae, Streptophyta, Magnoliopsida, Ericales, Ericaceae. Bases 1033 to 2457 code for a protein of 474 amino acids. The record is from RefSeq and is a predicted model, not a curated record. The transcript is spliced from 9 exons. Gene Ontology annotation, cellular component: plasma membrane.